AUGGCUAUAGCCAACGCAACUUCUGCUACAACAUUAAUUUUUACAGCAUAUGUAAAUCUGAGUAAUUUCAGGCACUUCUGUUUUAUAAUUGCCUUCUUGAUGUACCUGAUUACUGUCUUUUUCAGUGUUAGUCUUAUGCUUUUAGUAUACUUGGAAAACAGCCUACACAAGCCUAUGUACAUAUUUUUAUUCAAUCUGAUUUUAAAUGGACUUUUGGGAUGUAAUUCAUUUUAUCCUAAAUUUCUAAGUUCUCUUUUUUCAGAUAUUCCUGAAACUACACAUAUAACCUGUCUCAUGCAGGCCUUUUGUAUAGGUGUAUAUGGGGGCUGUACCUACGCAACUCUUUCUUUAAUGGCAUAUGACAGAUACAUAUCAAUUUGUAAUCCACUGCGAUACCAUGAUAUUAUUACUCCCUUGAAAAUAAAAUUGCUUCUGAUUUUUGGAAACUUAUUUCCCAUUUUAUGUAUGCUUAUACAUAUUUUACUGACUGCACGGCUUCCAAUUUGUGGCAACACAAUUCAUAAAAUAUUUUGUGACAACUGGGCCAUCGUUAAGCUUUCAUGUGUGGAAACUGGUGUUAACAAUGUGUUUGGCUUAUUUUUAACAACUAUAUUGGUGGUGUUUCCUUUUGUUCUUGUUAUCUAUUCUUAUAUGAAAAUACUCCUCAUCAGCCUAAAAGCAUCAAAAGAAGCACAAUACAAAGCACUGAGCACAUGUGCGCCUCAUUUGAUUACUUUCAUUAAUUUCUCUAUAGCAUCAAUUUUUUCAAUAAUUUACAACCGCUUUGAAAUGAAACUAGAAUUCAGUACACACAUAUUAAUGUCUAUGCAGUUUAUUAUAAUACCUCCACUGCUUCACCCAAUUAUCUACGGAAUUAGAACUAAAGAAAUCAGGAAAUGUAUUAUAAAAGCAAUUAGCAGGAGAAAAGUUACCUCCAGAAGACUUUUAUUUAGCAUUUCAAAACAUUUUCCCACUGAUUGA
Erpetoichthys calabaricus (reedfish) is the source of this 981-nucleotide messenger RNA. Its product is annotated as olfactory receptor 1500-like. Gene Ontology annotation, molecular function: olfactory receptor activity; G protein-coupled receptor activity. Gene Ontology annotation, cellular component: membrane. Bases 1 to 981 code for a protein of 326 amino acids. The transcript has a single exon. Gene Ontology annotation, biological process: G protein-coupled receptor signaling pathway. The record is from RefSeq and is a predicted model, not a curated record. NCBI's taxonomy places the organism in Eukaryota, Metazoa, Chordata, Cladistia, Polypteriformes, Polypteridae.